UGAGGGCCUGGGCCGGGCUGCGGAGCCGCCCGGGGCACGGACGGGGUGGCGGCGGUGACUCGGUCGGUGCUGGCCCGGCCUCUCCCGGCCUUGGCCGUCGCCGCGGGGCCUCAGCGCGGCGGGCCCGGGCGCUGCCCGGCCCUGCGGGGCCGCGCGGCCUCUCCGGCCCCGGCCCCAUCAGCGGAUAUAAAUAUCCAGCAUCGGAUUAAGCCAAGUAGGACGCGGUGAGGGCUCUUGGAGGAGGAGGCAGGAGGCCGCGGUGAGGGGCUGCGCUGUCCGGCCUGGCUCCCCCCCAGUGCUGGCGCAGGUGAGUCCCUGCAUCCCUUCGGGAUGAAGCUGAAGAAGCAGGUGACAGUGUGCGGGGCUGCCAUCUUCUGCGUGGCCGUCUUCUCCCUCUACUUGAUGCUGGACCGGGUACAGCAUGACCCUACACGACACCAGAGUGGGGGCAACUUCCCCAGGAGCCAGAUCUCGGUGCUACAGAACCGCAUCGAGCAGCUGGAGCAGCUGCUGGAGGAGAACCAUGAGAUCAUCAGCCACAUUAAGGACUCGGUGCUGGAGCUGACAGCCCAUGCAGAGGGGCAGCCGGCAUUGCCCCAGCACCCCCUGAAUGGCUCCUGGGUGCUCCCCCCUGAGAGUCGCCCAAGUUUCCUCUCUGUGUCCCCGCAAGACUGCCAGUUUGCUCUAGGGGGCAAAGGACAGAGCCCAGACCUUCAGAUGCUGGCUGUGUACUCCCUGCUGCCCUUUGACAACCAGGACGGUGGUGUCUGGAAGCAGGGCUUCGACAUCACCUACGAGCCCAAUGAAUGGGACACAGAGCCCCUACAGGUGUUUGUGGUGCCGCACUCCCACAAUGACCCAGGCUGGAUCAAGACUUUCGACAAGUACUACUAUGACCAGACGCAGCACAUCCUCAACAGCAUGGUGCUGAAGAUGCAGGAGGACCCGCGCCGGCGCUUCAUCUGGUCUGAGAUCUCCUUCUUUUCCAAGUGGUGGGACAACAUCAGUGCCCAGAAGCGGGCUGCUGUGCGCAGGCUGGUGGGCAAUGGGCAGCUGGAGAUGGUGACAGGCGGCUGGGUGAUGGCUGAUGAGGCUAAUUCCCACUACUUCGCCAUGAUUGACCAGCUGAUCGAGGGGCACCAGUGGCUGGAGAAGAACAUUGGUGUGACGCCGCGGUCGGGCUGGGCCGUAGACCCCUUUGGGUACAGCUCCACCAUGCCCUACCUGCUGAAGCGCUCCAACCUGACAGCCAUGCUCAUCCAGCGCGUGCACUACGCCAUCAAGAAGCACUUUGCUGCCACCCAGAACCUGGAGUUCAUGUGGAGACAGACAUGGGAUCCAGACACGAGCACCGACAUCCUCUGCCACAUGAUGCCCUUCUACAGCUACGAUGUGCCUCACACCUGUGGCCCAGACCCCAAGAUCUGCUGCCAGUUUGACUUCAAGCGCUUGCCUGGAGGCCGGAUCAACUGUCCCUGGAAGGUGCCUCCCCGCGCCAUCACCGAUGCCAACGUGGCAGAGCGAGCCCAGCUGCUGCUGGACCAGUACCGCAAGAAGUCCAAGCUGUACCGCAGCAAGGUGCUGCUGGUGCCCCUGGGAGAUGACUUCCGCUACGACAAGCCACAGGAGUGGGAUGCCCAGUUCCUCAACUACCAGCGCAUCUUCGACUUCCUCAACUCUCGGCCCGACCUCCAUGUCCAGGCACAGUUUGGCACGCUCUCUGAUUACUUUGAUGCCCUGUACAAGAAAGUGGGCAUCGUACCAGGGAUGAGGCCCCCCGGGUUCCCAGUUCUGACCGGGGAUUUCUUCUCCUAUGCGGACCGGGAAGAUCACUACUGGACAGGAUACUUCACUUCCCGGCCGUUCUACAAGAGCCUGGACCGGGUGCUGGAGGCCCACCUCCGGGGGGCAGAGAUCCUGUACAGCCUGGCACUCGCCCACGCCCGCCGUGCCGGUGCCGAUGGCAGGUACCCACUCUCUGACUACGCCCUGCUGACCAACGCCCGCCGCAACCUGGGCCUCUUCCAGCACCAUGAUGCCAUCGCUGGCACUGCCAAGGAGGCUGUGGCCGUGGACUAUGGAGUCCGGCUGCUCCAAUCCCUCACCAACCUCAAGCGUGUCAUCAUCAAUGCUGCACACUACCUUGUGCUGGAGGACAAGGAUGCAUAUCGCUACGACCUGGCUGCACCGUUCCUUGGCAUGGAUGAGACACGCUCCAGCCAGGACUCUCUUCCAGAGAGGACAGUGGUCAAACUGGGCACCUCACCUCGGUUCCUGGUGGUGUUCAACCCGCUGGAGCAGGAUCGCCUGAGCGUGGUGCCAGUGCUGGUGGACUCCCCGCACGUGCGUGUGCUCUCUGAGGAGGGGCAGCCCCUGCCCUCCCAGCUCAGUGCAGUGUGGAACUCUGCCACUGAUGCGGUGCCCAAUGUCUACCAGGUGUCUGUCCUGGCCCGCCUGCCUGCGCUGGGGCUGCGUGUGCUGCAGCUGCACAAGGCCUUGGAUGGCCACGCCACGCCAAGGUCCUCCACGCGCCUGUACCUGCACGGCCGGGACGUGCCCGUGCACAAGCCCGAGGCUCUGCCCCUGCACGUCUUCCCGGCUGCUGCUGAUGACUUCUGCCUGGAGAACCAGCACCUGCAGGCCUGCUUCUCGGGGCGCACGGGUCUGCUGCAGAGCCUGCGCCCAGCUGGGGAGGAGCAGGGGCACAGGGUCAGCAGCGAAUUUCUCGUCUAUGGCACCAGGACCUCCAAGGACAAAAGUGGGGCCUAUCUCUUCCUGCCUGAUGGCGAGGCCAAGCCCUACACUCCCAAGGACCCCCCAGUGGUGCGGGUGAUGGAGGGACCCCUCUUCUCAGAGGUUGCCAGCUACUACCAGCAUGUCCAGACCGUGGUGCGGCUGUACAAUGUGCCAGGGGUGGAGGGCCUGUCCCUGGAUGUGUCCUGCCUGGUGGACAUCCGUGACCACAUCAACAAGGAGCUGGCCCUGCGCUUUAGCACUGACAUUGAGAGUGAUGACACCUUCUUCACGGACCUUAAUGGUUUCCAGAUCCAGCCCCGCAGGUACCAGCGGAAGCUGCCUCUGCAGGCCAACUUCUACCCGAUGCCUGCCAUGGCCUACAUCCAGGACAUGCAGAGCCGCCUGACACUGCUCACAGCCCAGGCCCUGGGGGUCUCCAGCCUCCACAGCGGCCAGCUGGAGGUGAUCCUGGACCGGCGCCUCAUGCAGGAUGACAACCGGGGCCUGGGCCAGGGGCUGAAGGACAACAAACGUACCUGCAACCGGUUCCGGCUCCUCCUGGAGCGCCGCAGCACUGCCAACAAGGUGCAGGAUGAGCGCCCCAUCAGCUUCCCCUCCCUGCUGAGCCACAUCACCUCUGUGCACCAGAAUGCUGAGGCCUUGGUCAUGCCAGUGGCCCUGGAGAAGCCAGCCCUGCCAGCCUUGCGCUCCUUUGUGCCCCUUGCCACCACCCUUCCUUGCGACUUCCACAUCCUCAACCUACGGACGCUGCAGGCAGAGGUGAGCCAUGGCCCAGGGAUGGCAGGACUCUGGUGGGGGCCUUGCCCCUGCUGUCCCCAGUGCUGUGCCUCACGCUCCAGCUCCCUGCAGGAUGACUCACUACCAUCAGCUGAGGCAGCACUGAUCCUGCACCGCAAAGGCUUCGACUGCAGCCUGGAGGCCAAGAACCUGGGCUUCAACUGCACCACCAGCCAGGGCAAGCUAGCUCUGGGAGGCCUGUUCCAGGGCUUGGAGCUGGGCUCCCUGCAGCCCACCUCAUUGACACUGAUGUACCCGCUGGGCACAGCCUCCAACAGCACCAACAUCCACCUGGACCCCAUGGAAAUCGCCACGUUCCGCAUCCGCCUGGGGUAGUGUCAAGCAGGAGAGGAGUGGAGUGGCUGGACAGCACAGGAGCAGCACCAGUGCAGCAGUGGAGUGGGGCCAGCAGACUGGCAGAGGCUGUGCUGCCACUUUCUAAUUUAUUAGCUCCAUGUUCUCAGAUAGAUUUGGAAUGAACUGCUGUGGCAGGGCUGGAGCAGACGUUGCUGGACACGGUGCUGGGUGGGCCGAGCGUGGCUGGGGAGGGCUGCAGGCUGGGCUCUGCUGCUGCUGGUGGGACACACACUGCUGCCCUGUCACAGGCAGGCUGCCCAGGAGGGCGGCCACCCUGAUGGCUGGGGCAGGGGCCCAUGCGGGGCUCCCCUGACUGGCGGGGCAGCAAGGAGAGGCCAGGAGCACCUGUGGUGUUGGGCAGCUGCCUGAGGAAGUGCUGUGGACUUGGGACUGACCUCUCCUGGAGCUCAUAGGAAACACAAGGCUGUUUCCAAGG
This is a messenger RNA of Agelaius phoeniceus (red-winged blackbird), 4327 nucleotides long. The record is from RefSeq and is a predicted model, not a curated record. NCBI's taxonomy places the organism in Eukaryota, Metazoa, Chordata, Aves, Passeriformes, Icteridae.